Saccoglossus kowalevskii is the source of this 1425-nucleotide messenger RNA. RefSeq lists its product as uncharacterized. The record is from RefSeq and is a predicted model, not a curated record. Gene Ontology annotation, cellular component: extracellular matrix. NCBI's taxonomy places the organism in Eukaryota, Metazoa, Hemichordata, Enteropneusta, Harrimaniidae.
AUAAAAGUCAUGAGCACAGUAUCUGCCUACUAGUAGUCAUUGUGUGGGAACAACAUCUCCGGCUAUGGGUCAGUUAUUUUUAUUUCUCACCGCUUUCUGCAUAUUUGCUGCCAUACAUUCUAAUGAAGUCAAUGGUAAAGUAAUUGUUACGAGAACAGAAGUACCAACCGAAGAGGAUGGCGAACCGGUACUAAUCAUACCCUUAGACGAACUUCUGAAAACCUAUGAUGUAAAUGCUACCGGUGUUGGCAAGCGGCAACUUGAUCUGAUACCUUUACCUGCAGGAACAGUAAUUGCGUAUGUGAUUUUCGCAACAUGCGAAUAUAUUUCAUUUUGGGCAAUGGAUAUCACUAUGAAAUUCAAAGAGGGUUGGCUGGAAACGCGGCAUUACACAGACCCAAACGAUAUUCCUGGUUGGUCAAAAAUUAGCCAAAAUCCAUGGUUUUCAUUCAGCGGUGUCCCGACGUUCACCAUCACGCUGGGUCCUUUCGACCCGUGUACCAAAUGUCACAUUGACAGUAAGCUACAGAGUAUUGAAGGGUUCCAGCGAUUGGGAAAUUUCACAAUAUCGACCGAUUGCCCAUGUGACCCGGGCAGCGGUCAAGGUGAUCCGCAUUAUGUAACCUUUGACAAGAACCAUCUAGAAUUUAAUGGUCCAUGCAGUUACGUUCUCACAGAGACCUGUGUUGCGUCUGACUUUGAUCUGAAAGUUAUUUCAACACACGGUGAAGUGAUCAGUCGAUUUGUAAACAACGAUGUCCGUCGUAUAGAGAGUGCGAAAGUAACCACUGGUGCGCACGUACUUGAUCUUAGAGACAAUGGAGUGAUAAUGUUGAAUGGAGUACUCGUCACAACUAGUGUACUUACGCAAGAUGCGCUUGUCGGUGUUCAGAUUGUCAGUAACGGCACAGACAUCAUUUUCUCCGCUUCUGGCAAGUGGUGGAUUGAAUGGUCCAAGAAUGCCCGUAACAACCGCAAUCGGUUGUUUGUUGGUAUCCACAAAGAUUCAGAUCUGAUAGGAAAAGUGUGUGGUAUGCUCGGUCAUAAGCAACCAGAGGAUUACGUACACAUUGAAGGAAAGCUCCCCUAUCUUCUGGCCAAUGGAUCGUUCACUGAUAACGCACAAGAAUUAGGCCAUAGCUGGGAAGUACCUGGCAGUUGUCCAUAGUACGGUAUUGAACAUCAGAGACACAUACUUCUAAAGAUUGUUGAUAUUAUGUAGAGAACAGAAAUGAUUUGCUUGAUGAUAUCUAUCGACUUAUGGGUGAUUUGAAUACAUUAAUUGUGCGACUAAUUUAUUUCAUGCCGUCGCGGGAAAUACACUUUCUCCUAAUAAUAACUUCAAAACAAUACUGAAUAUUAUGUAACAAUUGUUAUCGUGAAUCAAGUCGAAUGUUUGUAAACUCUUAGAGUAGUAGAUGUGUG